AUGGCUCCUGUGGCCGAAAUGGGGACAUUUUUGGCCGGCUUGGACACCUUGGGUCAGGUGGGCACUCAAUACCUUCUCCCUCCAGUCAGGGAGAACCCUGUCUUCAUCCACGACCUCCAGGGUCAGUCUGAGCGUCUGUCCCGCAGCGCUCCCUCGGACAUGUCUCACCUCCAAGGCAUCCUCCGCCGCCGCCAGCUCUACUGCAGGACCGGCUUCCACCUGCAGAUCCUGCCCGAUGGCAACGUCCAGGGCACCAGGAAGGACCACAACCGCUAUGGUAAGUAAUCUCUGCUGUCAUGCAUGUGUAAUAUCCGGGUUCACAUUCAUAUUAGCACCUGUAUGAUAAUAAUGCACUCCACAUAGUCAAUUAGUCAAUCCUUCACUUACCUGGCCUCCUCACUUUAAUAUACCUCUGCGCCCAAAAAAAUCGAGAUUUUAUUUUUUUUAUCCUUUAUUUAUUUUUUAUUUUUUUCGAAAUUCGAGAAAAGACUUUAUGUGUAACGAGCAAUAAUGGGGUAACGUUCUUACGUUUAGGAAUAAAACAUUCUGGGGCAACGUUCUAAAAGUAAAAAAACAAUCAGCGAGGACAUUCUAUUGGUUUCCAUGGUGAUUGCUCCAGUGUUAGAAAUUUGCACUACAGUUGAUUCUUGCAUAGAAUGCUUUUAGCUGUGAAUAUGGCUUUGUAGUGCACAGUAUUCCAAUUCUAGAUUUAGAGAUAAAUAAAACAAUUGCAGAUUGUAUUAAGCUAAUCCGUGUCGUUUGAACUAGUGUGUUUUUAUUUUAAUGAUUUGUGCUUAGUGUUGCUGUAGAUAACAUUUUUAAACAGAAGUAUUUUAAAUAGGAUUAUGAUAAAAUGGUAAUAUAGCACUCCUUGCUAUCUUAAUGUGUGAGAUUUGCAAAUUUUCUAAGGUCUAAUAUUGAUUGUGACAUGUGCUUCUUGCUAAAAGAGAGCUAACUGGCUGUUUUUCCAAUAUGCAGCAAGCUCCCUGAUCAGACCUACUUACAGUAAUGAGGUAGAUAGAAAAACACAUCUAUUUGUGAGUUUUCACUAAACAGUGAAUUGACAAUGAGAUUGCAAAAUGUAAAAUUAAAAUAUUUGUGCUGGAAAAAUAUUAUUUGAAUUGGAUAUUUUUUCAGCUUAAUUAUUUUGGCCUACGGUUUGUUAUUUCAGUGUCAAAGUAUGACAAUUCGCAGUUUAGUGAAUACGUUAGUGAUAAAAUGCAGAUUUAGCUGCACAUUCAAUGCAUGCCAUACCAGAUUAUCCCACCUGCUAACAAACCCUCUGGAAAUCCCAGUGGACUAAUCCAGAUAUAUUAAUAAUUUCCAGUUACAUUGCUGGAUUCUGUGAUCACGGUCACUAGAAAGGUCACUGCCGCCUCUCCACAGAGCAGCAUGUACCCAAUAAGGGGCCACGCACUGCUGCACCCCAAUCCUUGCACUGUCAACCAGAGUGUAUGGCCAAGGAUACUGGGAGUCAUGUUGCUUGAAGCUCCCAGGUACUCUGCCUGUGAUGGGUGCUGUCCCUUUAAAUUACAUUUCCACACAGUAAGAAAACAGACAGGGAUGGAAAUGCUUAUCUGACAGGAAGAGUGAAUAAUGAUCGGGCUAUUUAUUUAGUGUUGAUUUAUCUGAACAAACCAACUAUUGUUGAUAGUCUGUAUCCCCCCACCCCUUUUUUUACCCUUUGAUUUAGCUGCCGUAAAAGGUAGUUAAAUGGUUUCCUAAUAACCUUUCUCAUAGUCAGGUCAAUCGAUACAUUUUUUUUUUUAACUGUGCAGUUGCCAGAGUAGUGAGUAAAAACUGCCUCAGUACAUCAACUAUGGCAGUGAAAGGGUUAAUCAACUCUGCAACACCGCUGUGGCACUGGAAACAUAGGUGUAAAAGGUUUUAUUAAAAUGAUCAGCCAUUAUCUAUUCUAUACUGUUACAAUGUGCUAGUUGAUGCAGAGCAAAUUAUCCCAAUGCAGAUGAAUUCCUGAAGUCCUAUAAUAGGUUUAUAACACAUUUUUUUUCGAGCAAGAUCAAACAUAGUGUAUGCCUCUUUCAGAUGUUCCUCUUUUAUUCCACCCCUAUUCUCCUAUUACUUCCCUGUGAUGUGGUCUCUGCAUGGACUGACUCACCUGCUUAUUGUUAUAUAUUUUUUAAGACUGUCUGUUCAAAAGACAUUUUAAUAAAGACUAAAUACCAGUAUAUUCAAUGGAAGAAGCACUGUUUACUAUCCACACAAACACACAGCUAACAGUAAUCUCUGGUUUGACUAAUGCAAUAAUAUGUGUGUUAUUGUUAUUUACAUAGCAUAGAUAUAUUCUGCAGUGUUUGCAAUAUUUAUGCAGUGUUUAGGGUAAUGUUACCUUCCUAUAUGAAUCUGCAAAUCUUGGCCAAAAUAGCAAAGUUGUAAGAGAUCCCAGUCUAAAAACAGCUCAAAUGAUUUGCAUGUCAAUAAUCAACUCACUGUUUAGUAAAUCAAUUAAUUUAAAACAACUUGAAAUUGCAUGGUGCAUUCAUUUGCUUCCAAUAGGUGUUGUAAAAAUACAACUACAACUACAACUCCUGCAACCCCCAGCCAAAGGUUAUUUAGACAGGGACGUUUUAAACUGUUAAUGAAAAUUAAUGUUGCUGAAAUAUAAAAAAAUAUGUAGAAAUAUAAGUAUAUAUGUAAAAAUACAGAUUGAUAGCCAUGGAAUUGGACAAUUGUUACAGUUUAACCACAGGCAUUUUCAAUGUCUGAUAGACAGGAUGCUGCUUUAUAGCUUUGUGUCUGUACUGUAUGCCCUAUUCCUCUUCCUAUGUAAUUCAGAUGGAAUGUUAGCGGUUUUACUGCAUUCAUAAGACAAGCUUUCGAGAGUUUCAACAUCUUUACUAAGAUAUAACAUUUCUACACAGGUAUUCUUGAAUUCAUCAGUAUUGCAAUUGGACUUGUGAGCAUUAGAGGAGUAGACAGUGGACUAUACCUUGGGAUGAACGACAAAGGAGAACUCUAUGGAUCGGUAAGUAACAAUUUAUUUGUAUUAAAAUAUUAUCUUGGCCUUUUCGAAUAAUCCUUUAGAUGUUAUAGUUAGCCACUGGAGAGCCUUGCUCUGUAAAGCUGAGCAGGGAGUGUACCCUGUUUAAAGUUAAUGGUUUAUCAAAAUUUAUUUUAUUUUACUUAGAAAGUAUUUUACUUAGAACGUCAGCAGUGAGUGAAUUGUGUGACCUGGAUGCUGAUUUGCUACAUUUAAGCUACAAUUUGUGAAUCAAAUCUCCCAGAUAGUUGUGAUAUUACUUUCAACUCUGUUCUUUUGGGCUAUAUUGUGAAAUAACUAUAAUUCUUUAAUCAGAGUAGGGCUUGCCCAGUUUAGUUCAACUGAAAUCUGGAAAUAGAGUUAACCUCUCCAGAUAGUGAAUCGAGCCCUCAAGUUAAAUUUGGGGUAUUUAGAAAUAGGGUUGCAGGUCUUAAACUGGCUAUUGGGUUUUCUUUUGUGUAUGUCAACAAAACAUGUUUUCUUAAUGUAUUACUUCUUCUCAUAGUUUUUGCUUUUUUUAAUAGGAUAAAUUAACAUCUGAAUGCAUCUUCCGAGAACAUUUUGAAGAAAAUUGGUAUAAUACGUAUUCGUCCAACUUGUACAAGCACGCAGAAUCUGGAAGAAGAUUUUUUGUAGCUCUUAAUAAAGAUGGGUCUGCGAGAGAUGGUGCUCGUUCAAAGAGGCAUCAAAAAUUCACACAUUUCCUGCCUAGGCCAGUGGACCCUGAAAAGGUACCUGAACUCUACAAGGAUAUAAUAGGAAAUAGCUGA
Messenger RNA from Pelobates cultripes (western spadefoot toad), 3771 nucleotides. Lineage: Eukaryota; Metazoa; Chordata; Amphibia; Anura; Pelobatidae. The record is from the annotation of a GenBank genome assembly.